ACAUGGCAAAUUUGGCAAAAAUGUCGGAACAAGAGAUCACACAACAAUUGAAGGAACUAGCCAACAAUGUCGUGAACGGUGACGUGGGUGAACGAGCGGCACUUUUUCAGAGUAUCACCGGAAUUGUUGAAGGAGAAGGCGUGACGUCGACUGUCGUGCGUUUGAUAUGCAAAAUAGUGGCAACCACCUUGACCAAGUACAAGGACCCCUUUUCGCAGGGUCUCAUCAAGGGUUUGAUCCUGUCGAUGCUGAAACACCAUCCGGAUGCCACCGUGGAACACUUUAACGCCGUCUUCAAGGCUCUCGUGACGAAAGAAUUGCCGAAUGCGCCGCCGCUGAAGGGGGCCCAAGCUGCCGUUAUCGCGCUCAACUGGUCCGUCAUCAUUGCGACAAACGCCAAGCCCGGCCCGGAGCUCAACAAACUCAAGGAAUUCCAGUUGGGACUUUAUCAGCUCGCCAUUGCCUGCGGAAAUGAGAAACUUUGGGACAUGGCGUACGAAAUUUUGAAAGUUUUAUUCGCAAAAGUCCAAAAUUCGCGGGAACAGUACUUUGACAAGUUGUUACAAGCGGAACCAGGUCUGCCGGGAGUCACUUUGUACCUCAUGGCGUAUUUGCGAUUUGCAAAAGAGGAAAAUGAUGAACCGGAGCUGCUGGAAAAAAAUAAAACUAAAAUUGUGGAACAUUUUAUCAAGAGUCUCGUGACGGUGAAGACCAAACCGAAUGCGUUUCACAUCACGGCAUGUCGAGUUUUGCUGAAAUCCUUGACGAAGGAGGAAUUUAAGACGGCAGUGUUGCCGCAUUUGUCGCGAGCGAUGCUCAGAAGUCCCGAAAUUAUUUUGCAAGGCGUUGGAGCGAUUGUGAAGGAGUUGCAGCUGGAUAUCAGUGAUUGUAGCAUGGAUUUGGGAAAGACGUUGAUUCAGAAUUUGUAUUCGAAAAAUGAUGCGGCGCGAGCGGAAGCCGUGGAAUCGUUGAGAUGCGUUGCGGAAAAGUGUAAUGACGUGGCAGCGAUUCAGGCGUUAGUUAAUCAGGCGUUUGCGGUGCUGAAUGGAGCUGAUGGGAAAAUUACAGUGGCGGAAUAUCGGAUUAAUGUGCUGCAGGGCAUCGGCAACCUCAGUCAAAACAACUGCCCCUCCGACGACAUUCCAAAGAUCCUCCCAGCCAUUUCAGAGCACUUUGUCAAAGCCCUCGAGAGUGAAAUCCAGGAAAAAGUUCUUUGUCACGCCCUCGAAAUGUUCGCUCUGUGGUCCGUGCAGUUCAACGACGAGAUUCCCCCAAAAAUUGUCGCCGCCUUCAAAAAGGGACUGGAAUCCAAAUCCCCUCAAACCCGCAUCAGUUACUUGCAGUGGUUCCUUUCGUGCCUCCAAAACGGUCGUUUACCCUCUGGCGUGACUUUCACCUCGGAACUCGCAAAACUCGUAGAAAAAGCUGCUCAAAACACGACCCAAAUCCCCGUUGUCGCCGAAGGAUUGAGCGCCGCUUGCAUAAAUCUCAUCACAAAAGACGUUUCAUCGGAUGCCGCACGCAAUUCCUUGAACAUUGUGCUCGACAUGAACAAACAAGUAUUCGUCAACGAUAAAUUUUUGGUGGCUGCACACGGAAUUACGCCGUAUUACGUCGCUCUGAUGUGCGAAAAACUCCUGUUGGAACAUUUCGAUGAGCUCAAAGGCAGUCCCGAGCCACUUUUCAAGGCUUUGAUUUACUGCGUCAACCACGUAAACGCCAAAGUUCGCGAAUUAUGCGUGAAAUUGCUGAAAAAUAUCGUUCAAAGCAAGGAAGGAGUCAAAUUAGCAAAUCAAUUAUUGAGCGAAUUGACAAAUUUCAUGCAAAUUUCAAAGAUUCACGGUGAAGGAACGUCGUCAGAUGAACAAUCAAUACCUGUACAAGCAUUUAUCGACUCGAUUUUGGUCAUGACCGACAUUCCCAAUGUCCAUCCCGUGGAUGCGCAACAAAUAACGCUGAACUCGUUGCUUUGCUGUCACGUCGCCGAAGUGUUUAGUGCGCAACCAAAGCUAUGGGAGACGAUUACAGCUCGUCUGGAGCAAGAUCCGAAGCAGGUUUUGUUGCUAAAUAAGCAAAAAGUGAACGAAUUGGUGCUGGAAAAGUACAAACCGAGUGUCAUGUUCGAGAAUACCGUCGCUACUGUGGUAAAAAUUUGUCCCUCGGUGCUUCUCCCGACAAUUGUCUCGCAAAUUUUGGAAGAUUUUGGCAAACCAGAGAUGACCGAAGUCACAGAUGAUGAAUAUUUCACAUUUCUCACGCCCGACGGCGAGCUCUACGAUAAAAGUGUCCUGCCUGAUUCCGAUGCAAACAUCAAAACGGACCAUCUAAAGCGUGAAAAUAAGGCUUACAGUUACAAAGAACAGCUCGAGGAGCUCCAAUUACGUCGCGAAAUCGAAGCUAAGAAAAAAGCUGAAGGAAAAUGGAAGCCGCCACAGUUGACGCCCAAGCAAAAAGAAGCCAUCAAGAACCAAACGGACAAGGAAAAUGCGAUUAAAGCUCGUCUCCGUGCGUUAAACGAGAAAAUUGACACCGCAGUGUCGCAAUUACGUGGCGCCUCGAAGGGAAAUGGCAAACAACUGUCGACAUAUUUCGCGACAAUCCUUCCGUCGGUCCUGCGGAUGUUCAAAUCUCCCUUGGCAGCUCCUGCGUUGACCAAAUUGUACUACGACUUGCACAAUUCCUGCUUCGGCGAAGACUGGAGGGCACUUGGAGGGUCCAUUGCGAUUGCCACAAUUCGUCAGCACAACCCAAAAUGCGAUCUGAAAGAGGAAUGGAACAAUUUGGACCUGAAAGAGUUCAUUUCGGAGACUUUGGAAGAUCUUUAUGGUGAAACGGUGGAAAUGUUGGCCGAUGAGGACAAUGAAAAAGAGCAAUUUGAGUGCAUGUUGGAAAGUACGGCCUUUUGUUAUGCCUUUGAUUUCCUCAAAGCGUCGCUAGCGUCGAAAUAUCUCGAGGAUCAGGAAGAACUUUUGAUCAAGGGCAUUCAAGUUGUCUCGUUGCACGCGCAAACCAGGGGAAAUUCAGAGUCGGUAGAGGCUGGGGAGGAUUAUCGGCAUCCAAAAUAUUUGCCAAGACUGGAAAUGAUGAAGACAUUGCUUGAGUUGAUAAUUAAACAUCGAGGACGAGUACAGUCGCAAGCGGUUUCUGCCUUUUUGGAAGUUGCGGAAAGCUCGUCGGGCAAGGAGGGAUGUGCAAAAGCUGAAAAACAGGAAAUUGAGUGUUUGUUGCAGGCCAUGCAAAACUCCUUGGAUGUCGUUCGUGACGUUGCCCUACGUGGAUUAACCGCCAUGAUCGAAGUCCUUCCACGCAUCGAAGACGACUACGAUUUCGGUCUCAAACUCAUCCGCCGCGUUUGGGUCGCCCGUUUCGACGUCAACGAAGAAAACAUCGACCUAGCAGAUUCCUUAUGGACAAACGCCAAUUUCGAAGUUCCCAUCGUCCUAACAGACGAACUCUUAAAAGACGUCAUCCAUCCGGAGCCUUGCAUCCAAAAAGCUGGCGCCGCCGCUCUAGUUGCCGUCCUCAAAGAAGACCCAUCGAUGGUGAAAGGCGUUCUGGAGCAACUUUUGGAAAUUUACAACGAAAAACUCACGAUGAUCCCCGCCGUGCUCGACCAAUUCGAUCGCGAAAUCGAGCCAGCACGCGAUCCCUGGGGUCCGAGACGCGGCGUGGCAACCGCCAUUUGUCAAAUUUCGCAAUUUUUCGACUUGGAAACCGUGGAAAGUGUCAUGCAGUUUAUGGUGGCGACUGGAUUGCGGGAUCGCGAGGAACUCGUGCAAAAGGAGAUGUUGACAGCAGCAUUGGCGGUGGUUGAUUGUCACGGCAAGGACUGUAUUGGGCAUUUAUUGCCUGUUUUUGAGGAAUUUUUGGAUAAAACGCCAAAUAGCAGUUCUUACGACAAUAUUCGGAUGUCGGUUGUCAUCAUUAUGGGAUCUCUGGCUCGUCAUUUGGACAAAGAUGAUGCAAAAAUCCAACCAAUUGUCAAUAAAUUGCUCUCGGCUCUUUCGACGCCGUCGCAACAAGUACAAGAAGCCGUUGCCGCAUGUCUCCCGUACUUGAUUCCAUCGAUGAAGGACCAAGCAAAUGCGAUUGUGAAGAAACUCCUGACGCAACUCGUCAAAUCCGAGAAAUAUGGCGAGCGACGAGGCGCGGCAUACGGUUUGGCGGGUCUCGUAAAGGGUUUGGGCAUCCUUUCGUUGAAACAAUUGGACAUCAUGAAGAAACUCACCAACUUCAUAACCGACAAAAAAAGUUACAAGUCUCGCGAAGGCGCUUUAUUCGCCUUUGAGAUGCUUUGUUCGACUCUGGGAAGACUUUUUGAGCCAUAUAUCGUUCAUGUGUUGCCUCACUUGCUCCAAUGCUUCGGCGAUUCAUCUCAAUUUGUCCGACAAGCUGCUGAUGAUACCGCAAAAGUCGUUAUGGGCAAGUUAUCUGCUCACGGAGUGAAACUAGUGCUGCCAUCUUUGCUAAAAGCGCUCGACGAAGACUCGUGGCGCACGAAAACGGCAUCGGCAGAACUCUUGGGAGCCAUGGCUUAUUGUGCCCCGAAGCAACUUUCGUCUUGUUUGCCCUCGAUUGUGCCGAAAUUGAUGGAAGUGCUGUCAGAUUCGCACAUAAAAGUGCAGGAAGCGGGCGCGGAUGCUCUCAAAGUCAUCGGAUCAGUCAUUAAAAAUCCGGAAAUUCAAGCGAUUGUGCCGGUUUUGCUGCGAGCCUUGGAAGAUCCGUCGAACAAGACGCAAAAAUGUCUGCAGAGCUUGCUGGAUUUGAGAUUUAUUCAUUUUGUGGAUGCGCCAAGUUUGGCUCUGAUUAUGCCAGUAGUGGAAAGAGCUUUCAUGGAUCGUUCGACAGAAACGAGAAAAAUGGCUGCGCAAAUUAUUGGAAACAUGUAUUCGCUUACGGAUCAGAAGGAUUUGGCGCCAUAUUUGCCAAAUAUUAUUCCGGGAUUGAAAGCUUCUUUGUUGGAUCCUGUGCCGGAAGUUAGAAGUGUGUCUGCGAGAGCUCUUGGAGCAAUGGUCAAAGGAAUGGGCGAAUCCUCCUUCGAAGAUUUACUGCCGUGGUUGAUGCAAACUCUCACCUCCGAGUCCAGCAGUGUCGAUCGUUCGGGCGCCGCGCAAGGUUUAUCCGAAGUUGUUGGUGGCUUGGGCGUCGAAAAACUCCACAAACUCAUGCCAGAAAUUAUCGCCACUGCGGAACGUACCGACAUCGCGCCUCACGUGAAAGACGGCUACAUCAUGAUGUUCAUUUACAUGCCAAGUGCUUUCCCGAACGACUUUACGCCGUACAUCGGUCAAAUUAUUAAUCCAAUUUUGAAAGCACUUGCCGACGAGAACGAAUACGUUCGAGAUACCGCCUUGAAAGCCGGACAGCGAAUCGUCAAUUUGUACGCCGAGUCGGCAAUUACUUUGCUUUUGCCGGAAUUGGAACGCGGAUUGUUCGAUGACAACUGGCGCAUUCGGUACAGCAGUGUUCAGCUCUUGGGCGACUUGUUGUACCGCAUUUCGGGUGUCAGUGGCAAGAUGACGACAGAAACUGCCUCGGAAGACGACAAUUUCGGCACGGAACAAUCGCACAAAGCGAUCAUCAGAGCUUUGGGCACGGAACGACGUAAUCGGGUGCUCGCUGGUUUGUACAUGGGUCGCAGUGAUGUCUCGCUGAUGGUUCGACAAGCCGCCUUGCAUGUGUGGAAAGUCGUUGUUACCAAUACCCCGAGAACGCUUAGAGAAAUUUUACCAACACUCUUCGGACUGCUGCUCGGAUGUUUGGCAAGUAAGAGUUACGAUAAGCGUCAAGUUGCUGCUAGAACCUUGGGAGAUUUGGUACGGAAAUUGGGAGAACGAGUUUUGCCCGAAAUUAUUCCAAUUUUGGAACGGGGACUCAAUUCGGAUCAGCCCGAUCAACGUCAAGGUGUUUGCAUUGGUUUGUCGGAAAUUAUGGCGUCGACUUCGAGAGAUAUGGUGCUCACGUUCACAGAUAGUCUCGUGCCAACUGUGCGGAAAGCUCUCAGUGAUCCAUUGCCAGAGGUCCGUCAAGCUGCUGCCAAGACCUUCGACUCGUUACACUCAACCGUUGGAACGCGUGCAUUAGACGACAUCCUCCCCUCCAUGUUGAACAGCUUAUCAGAUCCCGACCCAAUUGUCGCUGAAUGCACUUUGGACGGCUUACGUCAAGUCAUGGCGAUCAAAUCUCGCGUCGUCUUGCCGUAUCUCGUGCCGCAACUCACCGCCAAGCCCAUCAACACAAAAGCUCUGUCAAUUUUGGCCUCCGUCGCUGGCGAAGCUCUCACAAAAUACCUCCCAAAAAUAUUGCCAGCACUACUUUCGGCUCUGGCAGGAGCCCAAGGCACUCCCGAAGAAAGUCAAGAGCUCGAUUAUUGCCAGGCGGUAAUUUUAUCGGUUUGUGACGAAGUUGGAGUUCGCAUCGUGGUCGAUACGUUACUCGAUUCCGCCAAAUCUACAGAUUUACCGACGAAAAAGGCAGCUUCUCAGUUGUUAUGCGCUUUUUGUACUCAUUCUCCGGGCGAUUAUUCGCAAUAUGUGCCACAAAUGCUUCGGGGACUGCUGCGUUUGCUCGCCGACGAGGAUCGUGAUGUGCUCCAACGUUCCUGGGACGCCCUGAAUUCCGUCACAAAAACUUUGGACUCGGCGCAACAAAUUGCUCACGUCUCUGACGUACGUCAAGCAGUGAAAUUUGCCGCCAGCGACAUCAAAAACGGCGAAUUACCCGGUUUUUGCUUGCCAAAGGGCAUCACACCGCUCCUGCCAGUGUUCCGCGAGGCAAUUUUGAACGGUUUACCGGAAGAAAAGGAAAAUGCGGCACAAGGAUUGGGCGAAGUGAUUCAACUUACGUCGGCAGCAAGUCUCCAACCGUCAGUGGUGCACAUCACGGGUCCCCUAAUUCGUAUUCUCGGCGAUCGUUUCAAUGCGGGCGUCAAAGCAGCCGUGCUGGAGACACUUGCCAUCCUGUUGCACAAAGUCGGCGUCAUGCUGAAACAAUUUUUGCCGCAAUUACAAACGACUUUCCUCAAAGCGUUACAUGACCCGAACCGAAGUGUUCGCAUGAAAGCCGGUCAUGCGUUGGCAGAACUCGUCGUAAUUCAUCCGCGACCCGAUCCGCUCUUCACCGAGAUCCACAACGGCAUCAAGGCGGUCAACACCGAAGAUCCCACGAUCAAGGAAACGAUGUGUCAAGCCUUGCGUGGCCUCCUAACACCCUCCGGGGACAAACUUUCGGAGCCAUUAAAGCGUCAAAUUUACCAAACGCUCACCACGAUGCUGGGAAUUCCCGAGGAUGUCGCUCGCAGUGCCGCCAGUGGGUGUUUUGGCGCCUUACUGAAGUGGUUGAACGCCGAUCAGCUCGACGACGCACUCACAAAUCACAUUUUGAACGAAGACAGUGGCGAUGAUUGGGCUUUGCGACACGGCAGAUCAGCAGCGCUCUUCGUUGCACUCAAAGAAGCACCCGGAACGGUCUUUGUGGACAAAUAUCAAGCGAAAAUCUGCAAAAAUAUCAUCGGAAAUAUCACGAAUGAACGUUUACAGAUCGCCAAUAACGCAAUUCGGGCGGGAGUUUACCUUUUCCAAUAUUGCUUGACGGAAAAACAUCAAUUGCCGCCAAAUCUAAUUUCACCUUUCGUCAAAUCCAUGAACCACCAAAGUCACGAAGUCAAACAAAUUCUCGCGAAAAGUUGUAUUUACCUUGCGAAAGUCGUGGCGCCGGAAAAUAUGACGCCGGAACUCUUAAAAGCGCUUAUUCCGAUGCUCGUGAAUGGCACAAAGGAGAAAAAUGGAUACGUAAAGUCAAAUUCCGAAAUUGCCCUGAUUGAAAUUUUAGGGUUGCGAAGUGGGGAGGACCAAUUCCAGAAGACUUUGGGACUGUUAGAGGUUGGCGCUCGUGAUUCUCUGAACGAAGUGGCGACAAAAGUGUUGCGAAAGACGUUACUUUUGCCGCAACCGGGCAAAGACGAGGAACUGGAUGACACGCUACUUUCAUGAUCAGCUAAAAAUAAAAUUAAAAGAAGACAUUUUUAUUGGGACAACAACAUUAUUACUCUUAUUCAAACAUUUUAUAAAAUUAUUACUAAAAUACACAAAAUUAAUCCCCUACAUGAAAAUUUCCAGCAUUUUUGGAAAUAUUGUCAUCAAUAUGAUAUUUCUUUGUACUUUAAAAAUGGA
This is a messenger RNA of Culicoides brevitarsis, 8171 nucleotides long. RefSeq names its product stalled ribosome sensor GCN1 (gene l(3)80Fj). Gene Ontology annotation, biological process: cellular response to amino acid starvation; regulation of translation. Gene Ontology annotation, molecular function: protein kinase regulator activity; protein binding. Lineage: Eukaryota; Metazoa; Arthropoda; Insecta; Diptera; Ceratopogonidae. The record is from RefSeq and is a predicted model, not a curated record. The coding region runs from base 3 to 7991 and encodes 2662 amino acids. The transcript is spliced from 9 exons. Gene Ontology annotation, cellular component: cytosol.